AUGGCGUUCGGUAGCGAUGCUGGUAAGCUGCCAAAAGCGCGGCCUCGAGAAGGUCUACAGCUUCGGCCUUUGAAUGUUGAGAAAGGGUCCAAAAGAUACUGUUCCGCAGAUGAUACCUUCCCUCCUCAGACCGCCACUUGGAGGAACAACUUGAUGGCGCUUUCUCAGCGUCGAAACUUGUUGUUCGUCGCCUGUAGUCACCAAAUCUAUGUCUGGGAGCCAUCAGGGUCGUUUCAGACGCUGGGAAACAAACCCGAAAUGAUAAUAACUCCAGUAAUGAAAGUGCCUCAUGCUAGCGGCUAUAUUGCACCAGCUUCGCCACAUGCGAUCAACAACAUCCUUGUGGAUGAUUUAGGUCGAGACGAGGUCCUGUUACUUGUCACGGAUUCCGGCAACGUCUGCGGCUACCGGGUCGAGGCCAUCUUCUCUGCCUUGAAGCGAGCGACAGAGAAUAAGGAAGAACGUCCCCUCGAUGGAUCCCAGGUGGAUCCGUUCUUUGUGGAAUUUGUUCAAGCUAGUGCCUGGGGCCUGGCUAUCCAUAAAUUCGCCCGCCUCAUUGCAGUGAGCGCGAACACGGGUCUUAUAACCGUUUUUGCCUUUGCACUCGUGAAUCCCACUUCGGAAAGCAGUAGCUCGAGCUAUCAACCAGACGAAGAUGAUGAUAUGAUUGAUUACGGCCAGACCUGGCUGGAGGUCAGGACUAAGGACCAGUUCAGUCAGCUGCGGCAUCUGAUGCCAGCCAGACACCGCACACGAAAUGUCAAGCUGACUUAUACCGGCCAUUACGCUAAUAUCCCUUGUGUUGAUUUCUUGAACUGCGAUCUCGACCCUAACGGCAAUUGGAUGGUCAGCACAGACAUCGACAAUAGGCUGCUUGUAUGGCGGGUAUGGGAUAGUCUUGGCCCAUUCAAUGUUAAUCACUUCAAUGAUGUCUCUUUCAAGUUCUUCCCAGAGACCCUACGUUCUGAUGAGCGUGGCUGGUCUGUAAUUGCCCUCGACCCGCGGACCUUCCAUCGUGUUAAGUCUACUGAAGAAGCUUGCGGGGGCCCACCCAUUCGCCGGGCAAAGAACGGCCGGACCGUUUAUGACCUGACGAGAGCGAACAGUCGGAUACCGAACGCUUCGCAGAUAUACAACUUCUUCCCACCCGCAGUGAAGAUCGAGUCAGAGGAACCUAUUUUGCCCGACAUAUUUGGAGCCGACUGUUGCAUCAGCAGACGAAACGGCGCUUCCCAGGCUGCUUUUGCUGACGGCACUUCAUCGGCACUUCGUCGGUAUCCAAGCGAUGGCGCGUCUACAGAAUUUCUCGAUACUAACGGGUUGUCCACGGCCACGGGAAAUAUGCGUCCCUUUGAUUUCGCCGACACAUUCAGCCACCGCGCCGUCAACGGGUCUGUAUAUGGCGACAACUUGAGCCGCGACGGCUCCGAUGUGGAUGUUGGGGCGCAUAAUGCAGCAGGUAAUGGGCAUUUCCAGUCACUAAACCGCGCAGUUCAGGGAGUUGACGCUCUUCAUAUAGGCCCGGGUCCCUUGACCACACCGGAGUUCCUUCAAUUCGCACUUCUCGAGGCUCUUGGCGGCGAAGCUCCCGGCACCGAAUUCUUUGAGGACGAAAUAGAUUAUUACCUGGCUGGAGGCACUUACAGUUCCGAUCAUGAGCUGGAUAAUGCCGACAGUAGUUCCUCCCACAAUAGCGAUACAUCAGCAGCGGGACCUAUCCCAUGCCCACUACUCGACGGUGAACAUCAUCAUGUUGAUAACAUGUUUGAUACGAAUUCAGCAGGCUCCCGAUUUCCCAUCCUACACUUCUCACAAACAGACAUCCGUUUGAUACCCCAUCCAUUCGCAAACUACGCCACAGCCGUCUGCGGCGACCCUUUACGACAACCCCUCACCCACCCCGUCGUCUCCAUCCGAGCCUGCGAUCGCUUUAACAUGGUCAAGUAUGUCCCAGAACAUGGCAUCGUGAUCGCCGCAUCCCAAAAAGGCCGCGCAGCCGUCAUAGCCCUCACGGAAUCCGAAACCACCGGCCUAUCAUUCCGGAUCGACUGGAUCGUACCCCUCGAGAGCCAAGAAAAAUACGGCGACCGUCCUCUCAUCCCCAUCUUAGGAAUGAGCGUCAGUCCCAUCCAAGGUUUCGAGUUUCCACCAGACGUGCCCUACAUCCCCCGCGACGUCAAGCCCGACGACCUCGCCUUCCAGUUCAAGUACCUAAGUCACGACGAACACAACUCCUCUCUAUCAAGCAGCGUCAUGCUACAACAGAAUUCCUUCGAAGAAAUCAACAACUCCGAAGUCGAUCCCAGUGAACCUGCCGCUGCCGAUGACGACAACCCCCAACCACCCCCGCUCAGCUUACCUGAAUGCCACGCCCGUGCCAGCAGUGCCUACCAACCCGAAGAAAGUUGGCGCGGGUGGAACCCAUCGCGCCAUUACCGGCUCAUGCUCAUGUACGCAGACCACACCAUCAUGAGCUACGAGUUCUGGUAUAAGUGGAACACUACAGAUAGUGGUCCAAAUGGGCAGGAUCUCGACGAGGAAGAUGAUAUUCUCCUUGUAUAG
Messenger RNA from Aspergillus piperis CBS 112811, 2562 nucleotides. RefSeq lists its product as uncharacterized. The transcript has 6 exons. The coding region runs from base 1 to 2562 and encodes 853 amino acids. The record is from RefSeq and is a predicted model, not a curated record. Lineage: Eukaryota; Fungi; Ascomycota; Eurotiomycetes; Eurotiales; Aspergillaceae. Gene Ontology annotation, molecular function: protein binding.